Messenger RNA from Macrobrachium nipponense, 4409 nucleotides. RefSeq names its product protein sax-3-like. The record is from RefSeq and is a predicted model, not a curated record. NCBI's taxonomy places the organism in Eukaryota, Metazoa, Arthropoda, Malacostraca, Decapoda, Palaemonidae. Gene Ontology annotation, molecular function: protein binding.
GUGUUGGUGUUUCUCUCACUCUCAGUAUCACAGAAGACGCGAUGGUGAACGGUCCACGCCGGGCAGCAGUAGGCGGUUCUGACGACGUGUGACGAAAUUGACGGUGUUGUUCUGAAGUGAGAGACUUACAAAUUGUUUUAGCGUUUUUUCAGUCAAUAGCUAAUACAUGACAGCUCCGUUCGAAGUGAAGUGAAAAAGGAAAUGUGACUUAGCGUUUAGAUUGCAAUGGAACUCUAUUAAUUAUGAGUGAAAAUACAAAGUAAACUUUGGUCUUACUGAUGUGAAGCGAAAUGGAUGCGUUCGUUCAUAUCGUAUUCUUCGUGACGUGGAUCUCCGGCUUUGUUUUUGCCAAUGAAGGCUCACUUCCGGUCAUCAAGGAGCAGCCGAGCAGCGUGAUCGCCAGACGCAACGAUCCGGCAACCCUGAACUGCGCAGCCUCCGACGCCACGCACAUCACGUGGUUCCGGGACGGCCAGCAGGUCGUGACCUCCUCCCAGGACACCCGCUCCCACCGCGUCCUCCUGCCCUCUGGGUCCCUCUUCUUCCUGAGGGUAGCCAGUGGACGCAGGGACAGCGACGCCGGGAACUACUGGUGCGUGGCCACCAACCAGUACGGCUCGACGCGUUCCGCCAACGCUACCCUCACCGUGGCCUCCUUGUCCUACGAUUUCCAGGCGUUUCCAGAGCCAUCCGUCAAAGUUCUGGCUGGGGAGCCUGUGACCCUGUCCUGCAGAGCUCCGAGAGGUUCUCCGGAGCCUAGUCUGAGCUGGCUGAGGGAUGGCAAAGAGGUGCAGAAUUCCUCGCACGUAGUCGUCACGAACUUUGGUGACCUUGUUAUCAAGCCGACUGAGCAGGAUCAUUCAGGGACCUACGUGUGUCGUGCAAAAAAUAUUGCUGGAACACGAGAAUCACCUGCUAGCAAGCUAGUUGUUAUGACUCCACCCUGGUUUGAGGUAAAUCCCAAAAAUGUAACUGCUGCCUCGGGGGUAAACGUAGAAUUUGCCUGCCAAGUCAAGGGCCACCCAACGCCAUCAGUAACUUGGCGACGCUUAGACGGGAAGAUGCCAACAUCCCGUAUCAAAACUGAUAAUCAGAGGCUUACAAUAGAGGAAGCUGAAGCAUCAGACACUGGUGUAUACAUUUGUGAAGCACAGAGCGAGGCUGGUUUCACGGAAGCCAAAGUAUUUCUCACUGUCUUUGAGGCUCCUGAGUUAGCCCAGCGUCCACAAAAUACACAGGUUUUGGAAGGUGAAAAAGUGCAGUUGUCAUGCAUAGUCAAAGGAGACCCAGAACCCCUUGUGUUGUGGCGUUUACCAGCCCUGGACAGAUCAGCUCUACUUACUCCAUCGCAAAAAAAUGGACACAUAUCUGUGUCUUCAGAUGGCCAGACACUGACAAUCAGCCCAACAGCAACAAGGGACAGUGGGAAUUACCAGUGUUGGGGAGUCAGUAAUGGAGGAGGCGUAAGCGCUCAAGCAGAGGUGAUGGUGGUUGAUGCAUAUCCUCCUCCUGUGAUUGGUGUAGGUCCCCAGGACAUUUCAGUGAAGCCAGGGAGUGAUGUUUCACUACCUUGUGAAGUAGUCAGUGAAGCUGCUACACCAACCAUAACAUGGUGGUUUCAGCCUGCAGCGCACAUCCCUUCUUACAAGUUAACUGAGGGGAAUGAGAACACUAGAAUAUCACUCCCAAAUACUGGGGCACUUCUAUUGAAAAAUGUUCAAGCAAGUGAUGCAGGUAUUUACACAUGUCGUGUCACAGCUGAAACAGGUAGUGCAGAGCAGGAGGCAGUACUGCAAGUUAAGGAAAGUGCUCCAGAUAUACCCACACGCCACCCACCAGCUCCACCUUCAAAACCUCGAUUAUUCUCUGUUAAUGAAACAUCCGUUCAGUUAUCAUGGCUGCCCAAUUCUCAAAUGGAUAGUAACACUGAACAGUGGUAUCUUAUUGAACACUGGCAGCAGGGAUGGGAUGAGUGGCGUGUUGCGGCUGCAGAUAUUAGACAAGAAUCCUUCACAGUUACUGCUUUGACCCCUGGAAAUACUUAUUUUUUCUUCGUCCGGGCAAUUAGCAAUGAAGGGAAGUCUUUCCCAAGUCCGUGGUCAGAUUCGGUCAUCGUCCGUCCAUCCCGCGAUCUAAACCUGACUUCGAAUCAGGUCCGCCAAGUGCGCCGUCGUCUUUCAAGACCUGCAGUGACACUCACGGAAGCUGAAAUAACUAAUUCUAACAGUGUCCUGUUAAAAUGGAGGUUUAUCAACGCAGCUGAGGAUGCAGUAGAAGGUGUGCUGGUGUAUGCAGUCUCAGCGUCAGGUUCUGUGCAGGUGGCCACUGUCCUAGGGUCUUCCUCCUCGUCUCAUCAUAUGCAUAAUUUACAGCAGUAUACAAAUUAUACUUUCUUUGUAGCUCCAUUUUGGCACAGUAUUGAGGGCACGCCUUCAAACGCCAUCAAAGUCACUACACCGGAGGAUGUUCCAGUCUCUGCACCCAGUGAUGUUCACAUCAUCCUCCAGAAAGAUGGAUCAACGCUGAUCACUUGGUCAAGCUUGGAAAGUGAUAAAGCCCGUGGUGUGAUCAUUGGCUACCAAGUUGUCAUUACUAACAAUGGUACACAGACGACAGAAAUGGUGCAAGACCCCAGACUUGAAGCCCAUGGGCUCACUCCAGGUAGACUGUAUGCUGUCCGUGUUGCAGCUGUCACGGGCGCUGGCAUUGGGCCAUUCAGUCCUCCAGUGUUGUUGGAUGGGGGAACAAAAAUUGAUCACUCAAACCAGAAUGUGCCUCUCAUUCCAAGAGGAGACAACACUUCAGUUUUAUAUGCCCAGCCUCAGCCAGCUUGGCUUGUUUAUCUGUUGGUGCCUUUGGUCAUCAUUCUCUUCUUUGCAACUAUCAUGUACAUAAGACAUUUGCGACAUAAAAUUCCAGUGCCUAAACCUUCCCAAGCAAACUCAGUUUACCAAGAUCCAUCUUUGUAUCCAGCGCAGCAUACCAUAAACAUGUAUAGUGAGCAGAAACUCUGGCCUUCAUCAGACAGCGACAAGGACUCAAGCCUGUCAUCGUCAAGACUUCUGCGGUCAGAUCAGCAGAUAAAUGACUAUUCAGAACCAAGAGUGCAGAGGAUUGACGAAGCCACAGAGCCCUAUGCUACAACGGCACUCUUGGCACAAGAGUCCCCACACUUGAUUCAUGGGCCUCCAUGGCGACAUCACAGUGAUGACUCUGGUGUGCAGGUCAACUGGUCUGCCAUCUUGCCGCCACCACCUUCCUGCCCUCCACCACACGAUUUCGACUUGGGGGAUCCAGUGGGAUUCACCAGCCCCCGAGAGGUCCACAUAGUAUGUGCUCCAGGGAGCUCCUCGCACCGCAGUAGCGUGAUUGGAUCAGAGCAGUACAAAAGGCCCUGUGAUGCAAGUUCUGAUCACACCUACGAUAUCUACACGCAGAUGACACCCAAUUCUUUCCGCAAUGGAUUCCGUACUUUUAAUUCCUUGCAAAGCUGUGAUUGUAAACAAAAUAACAAAGAAUGCCAAUCAUCUAAUUUCUCAUCUACAGAACCUCCCACGAGUAACACUCACUAAUCUUAGAAUCACAUACAUUUUUGGUUGGUCAUCAUGUCAGCAAGAUGUAUCCACAAUUUUAACAAGUUCUGUUCUUGUCUGAUGAAUCCAACCAAUUUAAAAUAAAACCAAAGAUAACUAUAAGGUUUAGUUAAAACAAACUUUUGAGUGAAUUUUUUCAUCAUUUUUGAAACUGCAGACUUACUCUUAGUGUACAGGGUGAAAGUGGUGCAAGACUCUUGGUGUACAGAAAGAGUUUCGGUUCAAGCAAAGUGCUUUUGUGGGGUGAAUCAGGUCUUCUGCAAAUCUGCCGAAAAAGGAACGCGUGCUUGCAAACGCUGGUGGCUUCUACCUUGUAGCAGCAACCAGUGUUGCACUGUAUUCUCUUUUAUCAAUCAAAUGGUGCUUUGAGUUGCAAGAGCAAAUGGAUUCAAAACUAAUGUCCUUUUGUGUUGCGUCCAGUGCGUCUAUAUCAGACACUGAACGCAACACCGUUUUAACACAUGAGGUGACUGCUUCCUACUGGACCAUGUAGAAAGUGAAGUCCCUAGCUGACUCUGAAGGACUCUUGACUUCUUCAGUCAAGAGACUCUGUCAAAUCAUCCAUUUGCAGUGGAAGUCCUAUACCUGUUCAUUUGCAUUGUGAUAGGCCGUAGGUUUAAUAACAAGCUAACGCUAAUAGUGGAUUCCUUGGAAUCCUAAGUAGUACGACAUUAAAUGAAAAUGCUUUAUAUCAAUAGCCACGCAGCUUGAGAAGUUGUAAAUUAUGAUCGUCCUUGUAUAUCCUAGUCAUGCCUUGUAUAUAUAUAAUAUAUCCCCCAAAUUGUUUAUUUUUCAAAUAAAAUUUGUUGACUUCGG